Messenger RNA from Oncorhynchus nerka (sockeye salmon), 804 nucleotides. RefSeq names its product dynein light chain Tctex-type protein 2. The transcript has a single exon. The record is from RefSeq and is a predicted model, not a curated record. Lineage: Eukaryota; Metazoa; Chordata; Actinopteri; Salmoniformes; Salmonidae. Gene Ontology annotation, cellular component: cytoplasm; cytoplasmic dynein complex. Gene Ontology annotation, molecular function: dynein intermediate chain binding. Gene Ontology annotation, biological process: microtubule-based movement. The coding region runs from base 175 to 684 and encodes 169 amino acids.
GCUCACAGCCUGAGAAACUCUUGAGCACAAGCCGGGUCUCAGGACACCGUGGCUCGAGUCGCGCAAUGACAGUUGGAACAGCUGAUUCAAAAUUUCACAACUCGCCGCUCCAUCUGAAUUGUUUACCUGUCCUUGAAAAUACACUUGUUUUUAACUUCCAAACGUUUUCUAGAAAUGUCUGAGCGUCGGGGUAGCAUUAUGAAGGGGAUUCGCAAAGAUAGCCAUACUGACAGGCUCCGAGAGUCAACCAUGGACAUUGAAAUGCAUGACGACGACGACUCCCACCCUGUGAAACGAGGGUCUUCAGUUUGGAAAACUGGGUUCAAAGGGAAACUAGCCAACACCUACAGGUUGGGACCAAAGCAGAAGUUUCUUCCCCAUUUGAUUCAGAAGAAAGGCGAGGAGUUGAUGAACCAAGCAUUCGGUGAGCUGGCCUACGACCACGACAACUGUCGAGAUGUGGCUGAUAAAGUGGCUGCAGAUGUCCUGGCGUUCUGCAAAGAGCAAGUGUUCGACCGCUACAGAUACGUGGCCAGGGUGGUCGUCGGCGAAAAGAAAGGCCAGACAGUGAAGAUAGCAAGCCGUACCCUGUGGGAUGAUGAAAAGGACAACUUUCUAACUCUCAACUUUGAGAACAGACACCUUUUCGCCGUUGGCAUGGUUUUUGCCAUUUAUUUCGAGUGACAAUGGGCAAUGUGAAAGGCAGAUGGCAAUUUAUCUCUACCUGCCAAUAAAUGAAUGAGAUGUCAAGUUUUUGUGAAUACAUUUUUUUUGUAGACAAAAUAAAACAACAGUAUCAGUGAC